Molecule: messenger RNA, 774 nt
Organism: Geodia barretti
Lineage: Eukaryota; Metazoa; Porifera; Demospongiae; Tetractinellida; Geodiidae
Source: the annotation of a GenBank genome assembly
AUGGACUUCGGGCAGCUUUUUGAUUUGACAGGAAAAGUAGCGAUUGUAACCGGCGGCAACGGUGGGUUGGGUCUGGGCAUGGCUCGGGGCUUGGCGGCUGCCGGCGCCAAUAUCGCUGUGGCGGCUCGAAAUGCCGAAAAGACCGCUGAGGCUACUCGGGAAUUGGAAGACAUGGGAGUCCAGGCCGUCGGCAUGACCGUUGACGUUACCCAGGAGACUCAAAUUAAGCAGAUGGUGGCAGAAACCGUCAGGGCCUUAGGCAGGGUAGACAUCCUGAUCAAUAACGCCGGUACUGUAGUACGGAAAACGCCAGACCAGACUUCCACGGAAGAAUGGGACCUGGUACUGGACGUUAACCUGCGAGCCUCAUUCCUGGCCGCUCGCGAGGUUUUCCCGCACAUGAAGGAGCAGGGCGGCGGGAAGAUUAUAGGGAUCGGGUCCAUGUACUCGAUUUUUGGUGGCGGCGGCAGUGGCGCGCCCUACUCAGCCAGCAAGGGGGGCGCGGUACAACUGGCGAAGAGCCUGGCUGUGGCUUGGGCCAAGGACAAUAUUCAGUCCAACGCCAUUUUGCCCGGAUGGUUUAUGACGGAACUCACAUCGGAUAUUCCGGUAAACCAACCCGAACGAUUCCAGAUGAUAAGCAACCGCAUUCCCACGGGGCGUUGGGGAGAAGUGGACGAACUACAGGGGACUGUUGUCUUCCUAUCCAGCAGGGCGUCGGACUAUGUUACGGGCGCGGUGAUCACUGUGGACGGCGGCUUUUCGGUGAUGUAG